CGUCAUAUAAACCCCCUGCUGUGCUUUACGCUUGAAGCGGAGUGUGAGUGGAAGAAGAAGGGCAGCCUAAGGGCAACUUUUCGAGUGAAACAUCACUAAAAUAGCUUUUUGUGUUGUUCGAAAAUGGCUCCAAUUAGUACGGACGGGGCCGAACAAGAUCCUCAGCCGACGUCGAAGCCAAACGGCACCGGAGAAACGGCAGAAACCGGCAUGGAGGGACAGGCCGUGCCGGACCCCAAACAGGAACCGGGCGACAACAACGAGAGUACAGCAGGAAUGGACGUGAACAGUUGUCGUGGUGCGGCGGACUUGGACAACCCGUCUCCCGUUCGCGACGCCGACGAAGAAACCGCUGUGCCGAUUGAAAAGGAGGACGGUGAUGUAGGGGAACCCGGCGUUAAACUCUCUGAACCGGGGAAAAGUCCCGUACAGGGGAGUUUGGCAAGUAGCACUGAUUCCGCACAAGAGGGCUCCCGGGUGCUGAAACAAGAACAAAGAGAGGGGGAGAACGUGUCCUCCUCACCGCCCACCGAGCACACAAAGACCGCGGAGAAAGCCGAGCACGGCACCAAGAGACGGGCCAGCGUGGAGCUGACCUCCUCGGACGGAGAGCCGCUCAGUCGGAUGGAUUCCGAAGACAGUAUCAGCUCCACCCUGAUGGACAUGGAGAGCACAGCGUCCAGCGGCCGCUCCACCCCCGCUAUGCUCAACGGUCACGGUGGUAGCGGCGCGGUGACGGGCGGCGGCCCGGCGCAGCCCGGAGGAAAGCCUUUGAGCUACACCUGCUGCUGGGAUCACUGCCAGCUGCACUUCCCCAGCAGCCCAGACCUGGCUGAACACAUCAGAGCCACGCAUGUGGACGGACAGAGAGGAGGGGUGUUUGUUUGUCUGUGGAAGGGCUGCAAGGUGUACAACACUCCAUCCACCAGUCAGAGCUGGCUGCAGAGACACAUGUUGACUCACAGUGGGGACAAACCCUUCAAGUGUGUGGUAGGGGGCUGCAAUGCCACAUUUGCCUCCCAAGGGGGGCUAGCGCGUCACGUUCCAACUCACUUCAGCUCCCAGAGUUCAUCCAAAGUGUCGAGUCAGGGCAGAGUGAAGGAGGAGUCUCCGUCCAAGGCCGGCCUCAACAAGCGGAGGAAGCUGAAGAACAAACACAGGCGCUCGCUGCCACGACCUCAUGACUUCUUUGACGCCCAGACCAUGGACGCCAUCCGCCACCGAGCCAUCUGCCUCAACUUGGCAACGCAUAUCGAGAGCCUGGGCAACGGACACAGUGUGGUCUUCCACAGCACGGUAAUAGCCAGGAGGAAAGAGGACUCUGGGAAGGUGAAGGUCCUGUUGCACUGGACACCUGAAGACAUACUUCCAGAUGUGUGGGUGAAUGAGAGCGACAGACUGCAGCAGAAGACCAAAGUGGUUCAUCUGUCCAAGCUGCCCACGGACACAGCCGUGCUCCUGGACCCCAGCAUCUACAGGAUGUUCUUCUGACCAACUAAAAGUGAACUCCACUGUCACUUCCUGCUAAUCCACAAGGAGGAGACUACCUCGUUUUCCCUUUGUCUCCAUCUCUGUGUUCCUCUUCCUCCCUCCUUCUUCCCAGGGGAUGCUGAAACUUAAGUGACAUGUUUGUCAUGGCAGUCUGAGGCCUCCCUCCAGUGUUUUCUUCUUUAGGUGCUGAGUUUACUGAGGAUGUGUAGGAGAGAUGUUGCUUGUUUUAGGUAACAGAACUAGACUGAAAACUAACUGACAGCUGUAGCUCUAGACUGUAGAGAGAAGCGGUCUUUGUAAAUACUCGAGAUUUGUAAUAUAUUUUUAUACUUUGAAUUUUUUUUACUGUACUGUAGAUAGAUGUCUUUUUUUCAGCUGAACAUUUUUAAAUAGAUGUUUUAAAAACAGAUAUUAUUGUUCAUGUACAUAUAGCUGCCAUUGCUCUGGUAUGAUGUCAUUAAACUUUUCCAACAUCUG
Mugil cephalus (flathead mullet) is the source of this 1968-nucleotide messenger RNA. RefSeq names its product AE binding protein 2 (gene aebp2). Gene Ontology annotation, cellular component: ESC/E(Z) complex. Lineage: Eukaryota; Metazoa; Chordata; Actinopteri; Mugiliformes; Mugilidae. The transcript has 8 exons. The record is from RefSeq and is a predicted model, not a curated record. Gene Ontology annotation, biological process: regulation of transcription by RNA polymerase II. Bases 124 to 1491 code for a protein of 455 amino acids.